CUCCUUCUUGUGUGGGAGAGUCAGACGUCGGGCUGGAGCAGGUGUAGUGCGGGUCAGCUUGUUGUUCCAUCAUGGUCGAGAAGUUUGUCGGAACUUGGAAUUUAGUUUCCAGCGAGAACUUCGACGAGUACAUGAAGGCGGUCGGUAUGAGCUUUGCCAGUCGGCAAGUGGGCAACUUGGCCAAGCCGAAGCUGGUGGUAAACGUGGGAGCUGACGGGGUUAUAUCCAUGAAGGCUGAGAGCACGCUGAAGACCGCAGAGGUCAAGUUCAAGCUGAAUGAAGAGUGCGAUGAGACCACAGCAGACGGCCGUAAAGCAAAGUCUCUCUUCACUCUUGAGAAUGGCAAGCUUGUGCAGACGCAGUCAUGGGAUGGAAAGACGACAACGCUGGAACGGGAGAUUCAAGACGAUGGAAAACACAUGGCUGUUAAAUGUACCAUGAACGACGUGGUUGCGGUGAGGACGUAUGAAAAAUCUGCUUGAUACCCCAGGCUGUCACCAAGACAAACUCCCUAAACCAUUUUAUAACGCAAUAAAACUUAACUUGUGG
Nematolebias whitei (Rio pearlfish) is the source of this 549-nucleotide messenger RNA. RefSeq names its product fatty acid binding protein 4b (gene fabp4b). Gene Ontology annotation, cellular component: nucleus; cytosol. The coding region runs from base 72 to 482 and encodes 136 amino acids. Gene Ontology annotation, biological process: fatty acid transport. Lineage: Eukaryota; Metazoa; Chordata; Actinopteri; Cyprinodontiformes; Rivulidae. The record is from RefSeq and is a predicted model, not a curated record. Gene Ontology annotation, molecular function: fatty acid binding. The transcript has 4 exons.